Molecule: messenger RNA, 2425 nt
Organism: Xenopus laevis (African clawed frog)
Lineage: Eukaryota; Metazoa; Chordata; Amphibia; Anura; Pipidae
Gene: tinagl1.S
Product: tubulointerstitial nephritis antigen-like 1 S homeolog
Exons: 12
Coding region: 133-1527 (464 amino acids)
Biological process (GO): proteolysis
Cellular component (GO): extracellular region
Molecular function (GO): cysteine-type endopeptidase activity; cysteine-type peptidase activity; peptidase inhibitor activity
Source: RefSeq, a predicted model, not a curated record
GUAGGAGUUACUUUCAGCCGGGCUCACUCCGUACAUAAGGAGUGUCCUGGUUUUUGUCCACAGCAAGUGCAGUCAAAGGGCGGCAGCACUGUGACACCUCUGACACUGAACGAGUUGUACAGGCUUCUCAGAAUGAAACUACUUCUCCUUACUUCCCUGGUGGUGUCUCUAGUGCUAACGGAAGCAGUCUCUUAUAAAAAGUCUCGCUCAAAACGGGAACUGACUCCAGGACUUCACAUUCAUGGAAUAAGAGAUGCAAGUGGUUCAUACUGCCAAAAGAGGGAUAGCUGCUGCCCCGGGAGAGAUGACCAUUGUACGGUCCCAUAUUUGGAUACCAUCUGUUACUGUGAUCUGUUCUGUAACAGGACAGUGUCCGACUGCUGCCCUGACUUCUGGCAUUACUGCCUAGGCAUCGAACCACCAAGUAUUGUCCAAAAAGCUUGUGUUCGCAAUGGCCAGCAUUACCCAAAAGGGGCAACUUAUCGUGAAAACUGCAAUCUCUGCACUUGUGCCAAUGAAGGAAGAUGGUAUUGUGAGCAGAAUCCAUGUCUUAUCAACACAAAAGUCAUUGAAGAUAUUAACACAGGAGACUAUGGCUGGACUGCUGGAAAUUAUAGCCAGUUUUGGGGCAUGACCCUAGAUGAAGGGAUCCAGUAUCGCUUGGGGACUGCAAGGCCUUCUUCUUCCGUCAUGAAUAUGAAUGAGAUACACGUAAACAUGAACAAUGACAUUAUGCCUUCCCACUUCAAUGCGGCAGAAAAGUGGCCAGGAUUGGUGCAUGAACCACUAGAUCAAGGAAACUGUGCAGGCUCUUGGGCUUUCUCUACCGCAGCGGUUGCAUCAGACAGAAUUUCCAUCCAGUCGAUGGGGCACAUGACGCAGUCCCUGUCCCCUCAGAAUCUUCUAUCCUGUGACACUAGAAAUCAGCAUGGCUGCAGAGGGGGGCGAGUAGAUGGAGCCUGGUGGUAUCUGAGAAGGAGAGGGGUUGUCUCAGAACCAUGUUAUCCAAUAAAUAGUCUGAAUGCAAAUGGACAUUCUGCCCCUUGCAUGAUGCACAGUCGCUCCAUGGGAAGAGGGAAGCGGCAGGCUACCAAUAACUGCCCCAACCAAUACUAUUCAUCCAAUGAAAUCUACCAGUCUACACCAGCAUAUCGUCUGGCAUCUAAUGAAAAAGAAAUUAUGAAGGAACUGUACGAAAAUGGACCUGUGCAAGCUAUAAUGGAGGUACACGAAGAUUUCUUUAUGUACAAGAGUGGCAUUUACAGACACACUCCAGUGACAGAGAGGGAACCAGAGCAUUACCGCCGACAUGGGACACACUCUGUAAAGAUUACUGGAUGGGGCGAGGAAAGAGGAAGAGAUGGACAGACACAUAAAUACUGGCUGGCUGCCAAUUCCUGGGGUAGAGACUGGGGAGAAGAUGGAUAUUUCCGCAUCGCUCGAGGUAACAAUGAGUGUGAGAUUGAAACCUUCAUUGUAGGCGUAUGGGGCAAAGUCAGUAUGGAAGAUGUCGCCCGCAAAAAGUAAUGGCUUUCCUGGACAUAUUUAUAUGAAUGGCUUCGAGGCACCCAGUCCCUUGCAUCCGGAUUCUGAUAUUUUUAUAUACUUUUAACAUUGACACUGUGAGGCUUGGGAAUAUUUGGACAUACGUGUUUCUUGAAGUGAAUAUAAUUUACUGUCAAUGGCAGCAGAAAGAAGACAAGUCUUUAAAGCAUAGCACAGUUCUUCAUCAUAGCCAAAAAGAUCUCUUAAAUGGUAACUGAAAGAUUUUGUAUUCCCUAUACCAGGAUCAUUGUAUAACCUUAAAAACAACUGCUACAUGAUCAGAACCUCAUAGCCCUGCUGUGUCCUCACAACUCAGCAUUCACUUCAAAGAUAGUUUAACGCAUCCCCCGUCAGUGGCACAACAAGAGUGCCUGUGUGUAAUCAAGCUCACCAUGUUGUGCUGACACAUGGAGAUUCACAUGGGGUUUCAAUGGAAUAAUAGUGCACAUAAUCCUAUAAUCUCUGUAGGGAUCAGAAACAUAUUGUUUGGUGCUAUGAGCAAAGGAUGCUCAGUCCUGUGAACCUGUCAAAGGCAGACAUUCUGUGCCAGCCCCAAAGCUAUAGGAGCGUAAAACGAGUGACUGUGUUGGGGAGGGAAGGCACCCACUGAAAGAGUAACCCUACCCCCAGGAUGAAUCAAUAGUGUUUAUAUGGUCUUAGACAGAAUUUGAAGAGUGUGAAAUGAGCUAAUAAUCUCUUGAAAAAACAAUAUAUAUAAUAUAUAUUAUUUUAGAAAUGUAUAAUUUUCUUACUUAUGAUUCUUUUGUAUGUGUGUGCUAUUAUACUCCCUGUAAUGUGAUGUCUUUGCAAACAUGUAGCACAUCUGGCAGGCUGUACCAUAACCCUGUACCCUUCCAUUAUAAUACACAGCUACAGUAUA